This is a messenger RNA of Gorilla gorilla gorilla (western lowland gorilla), 3309 nucleotides long. It is a transcript of the gene SAR1A, whose product is annotated as secretion associated Ras related GTPase 1A. The record is from RefSeq and is a predicted model, not a curated record. The coding region runs from base 449 to 1045 and encodes 198 amino acids. Gene Ontology annotation, biological process: intracellular protein transport. The transcript has 7 exons. Gene Ontology annotation, molecular function: GTPase activity; GTP binding. NCBI's taxonomy places the organism in Eukaryota, Metazoa, Chordata, Mammalia, Primates, Hominidae.
CCGGCGAGUAGCUGGCGGUCCCGGGUGCUGCUGGUUAGUGUGCUCUGAGGGAGGGUCCGAGCCAGCCGCUGUUUUGCCGGAGGAGCCCCUCAGGCCGUGAGUCUGAGGGUCGCGUCGGGGAGGGGAGUUGGGGCUCGAGGGGCUGGGACGGAAGGCGGGGAGGUCGGAGCGGAGGCUGGCCCUGGCGGGGUUGGGGGGGGAAGUGACACGCAGGCGGUUCUGUGGGGCCGCGGGGUUGAUUCUGGGCGGGGACGGGCCAACUUGGCCAGAUCUGCUCCGUCCCCUGCUGUCCUCUUUGCCUGGGGUCCACCUGCAUUCCGCUCGGGGGUCUCGCAGCUGCUGGGCCGGAUAACAGUUUCUUGUCUGUACCGUGCGCUCCGGUUUACGAAAUGGCUCCAUGUCCUCUGUCUCGGAAGAGCCUCACAGCCCUCGGUAGUAAGCAUUAAUAAUGUCUUUCAUCUUUGAGUGGAUCUACAAUGGCUUCAGCAGUGUGCUCCAGUUCCUAGGACUGUACAAGAAAUCUGGAAAACUUGUAUUCUUAGGUUUGGAUAAUGCAGGCAAAACCACUCUUCUUCACAUGCUCAAAGAUGACAGAUUGGGCCAACAUGUUCCAACACUACAUCCGACAUCAGAAGAGCUAACAAUUGCUGGAAUGACCUUUACAACUUUUGAUCUUGGUGGGCACGAGCAAGCACGUCGGGUUUGGAAAAAUUAUCUUCCAGCAAUUAAUGGGAUUGUCUUUCUGGUGGACUGUGCAGAUCAUUCUCGCCUCGUGGAAUCCAAAGUUGAGCUUAAUGCUUUAAUGACUGAUGAAACAAUAUCCAAUGUGCCAAUCCUUAUCUUGGGUAACAAAAUUGACAGAACAGAUGCAAUCAGUGAAGAAAAACUCCGUGAGAUAUUUGGGCUUUAUGGACAGACCACAGGAAAGGGGAAUGUGACCCUGAAGGAGCUGAAUGCUCGCCCCAUGGAAGUGUUCAUGUGCAGUGUGCUCAAGAGGCAAGGUUACGGCGAGGGUUUCCGCUGGCUCUCCCAGUAUAUUGACUGAUGUUUGGACGGUGAAAAUAAAAGAGUUUUACUUCUCUGGACUGAUCCUAUUCACAGCUUCCUCAUGAACUUUUCUAAUAGAACAAGGAAAGCUCUCCAACCAUGUCUGGCGUUGAGAAGCCAAGAGUCUCUGUCAACUCUCUCAUUGCCCAGUGGUGACAUGUGCUCUUCUCCACACUGUUGGGAGGUAAUGCUGCCCCACGUGCUGGUGCAGGUCAGUAUCCUGGGACUUGGAAGCUGGCAGGAUUUGCCGGGUAAAGCUGUGUGCCAUCAUGGGGCACCUGAAAAGAAAAACACGUCUCACCACUGUGGUUGAUUCAAAAGAAAGUGAUUCUAUUUUUUAAAGAAAGUGUUGUUAAUGUAAUUGGUAUCCCUCCUAACUUUUUGAGUUCACAAUUUACUUGGUCCAGAGUUUUCUAUUCUUUUUUUUUUUUUAAACUAAUGAAUGACAUUUAGAUACUUCAUAAAAUUAUGAACAGAUAUGGAGGCCAGAGCUCAUCUGGGUGAACUUACUCCUGCUGAGUUAGCAGGUUGGUGAGAGAAGCUCCCCUGAGCUCACCUGUCUCUCUGACUGCCUUGGAGUAGGUGCCAUAACCUUGUGCACAGAGAACUAGAAAAGGGGCAGAACCCCGGCCUUGCAGUUGUGGCAGGUUUCCACUGUGGUAAGCUAGGGUCAUUCCUCAUCAAGGAAUGUGUAGCAGAUUGUUCACUGUGGAGGAGUUAAUUAUAGAAUGGGUUAUUGUUGUUAUUCUUACUCAUGAAGUUACAGAUUUCAGCCAGUCUUUGCUUUUAUACUUUUGUGAAAUUUAAUUUCUCUCUAUAGCACCUUCCUUUUUCGUUUUCAGUUAUCAAAAGUGACUUUGACCUCAUAAAAGAGUUGAGAACAUCUCUCAUGUCACAUACUGCAGGUGCGUCAGUUACUUUUGCACAGAUUCUAGGGGGAUGUUUUUCUGAAUAGGAAGACAGGAUAAAGUUAACAGCUUAAGGGCUCUUAAUUCUGUGAGUUGAGGACUUAAAAGUAUUGUAGCAUUUGUUUGGAUCCAUGAAAAAUGUAUUCAGUGGGCUUUAAAAUUUCCAUUUGCAGAAUUUGGUCUCUCAGGCUGUUUCUGAGCUCUUUUUCUUACAUUUUUUCUCCUUUGACACCUAUUUUAUUGGUGUUUAAAGUAAAGGUUAACAUCUGUAGCUUUUCCAGGUUUUUUUUUUUUUUUUUGGUAUGAAAUUGUCUUUCUCCGUUGCAGAAAUAAGCUGGGGAAACACUAACCCAAAAACUUUCUGUAGAGCUGUUCCUUUGGAGGCAGCAUCACUUAUUGGCAGUAAAGACUCAGUAUAAAAGCACCAGCAUCCCUACUUGGGUGAUGGGGAUUAAUUUUAUAGCAUUCCAUUUUCCUAGUGCCACAUGUGAAAUUGGAUUUUGAUGAUCUUAAUCUAUAUUCUACCCUUACAGUAAAAGAUCAAAAGAUAUAUCUCCUAUGAACAGAUUGGAGAUAGGAGAUGAAAAGUUGGGAGGAUGUCUUUAUUCUAAUAUGAGGGUAGGGAAAAUGUGGAUAACAUUACUGGGGUGAGGGAGGCAUUGUUCUUUAGUUGGAGUUCUCAUUCUUAUUCUCCAGUACUGACUUGUGGGGAAAGCAUACUUUUUCACUGCCAGGUACUGAAUGCAGAGGCUCAGUGAAGUAUAUAUGUGGGAAGUGCAUGCAUUUCGUUUAUUAGCAAACAUAGCUGGAUUAAGACAAAAUUGUUGGUUUGGAAAGGGGUUAAAGCCUUAAGUGAACAAAUCUAGCUAACAGUGAAUGAACUAGGUAAUAUAACUUGCAUAUUUUUAAUUUCCUUUGGUUAAAGGUCCGCCAUACUUCUCUAUUCGGAGACAUGAGAAGUAUGAUUACUUCAGUGUUAGUUUUCUUAAUUUUUUUUUCCCCUAUUUGUCCCUUGUCACUUUGUUGCAAGCUAGAAAUCUGUGGGUUAUACAUAGGGCAGCUCUUUGUGAAAGUGGUUUAUUCCACUGGAGAAAGGGGAUUGAAAAUCAGUUAGAACCAAUGUAUUUCUUGCCCCACGGAACACUAUUCCUAUAAGAUAGCUGAAAGAAGCUGCUGUGAGGAGCUCAGCUCCAAACACAGGAUCAGCACCUUGUAUAGGAAUUCCCAUGAAUUAUGACUUCUCAUUCUGUUUUAUCAGAGUGCAUAUAUGUCCUAUUUCAGGAAAAGUAAAACAGUCAUUUACGAAAGAAAGUCAAUCUGUAUCCUAAGCAUUUUAAUAAAAAGUUAAAACACA